Myotis myotis is the source of this 4475-nucleotide messenger RNA. RefSeq names its product tripartite motif containing 41 (gene TRIM41). The coding region runs from base 699 to 1502 and encodes 267 amino acids. Gene Ontology annotation, molecular function: protein binding; zinc ion binding. NCBI's taxonomy places the organism in Eukaryota, Metazoa, Chordata, Mammalia, Chiroptera, Vespertilionidae. The record is from RefSeq and is a predicted model, not a curated record. Gene Ontology annotation, cellular component: nuclear body. The transcript has 2 exons.
GGCAGCAGCUGUGAGGCGUGCUGGCUGCAAUCGUUGGUGCCCGGCCGGUAGGAUGGCGCCGGGCCGACGCGGUCACAGCACCGACAGCGGACGGCCACGCAGGAUUGCAUUGUCUCCCGACAUUUCUCCUCAGGGGCGGGGGCUGGGAGUGGCCGGUCUUUCUGCUUCGUCUGCGUUGCUCCCGCCCCCGCACCACCGAGAUGCGGGCCUCCGUCGUCCUAGCCCUGCCGCCCUCUUCCCGAGUGGAUGCUAGAGCGUCUCCUCGUCGCUUCCUGUCGCCCGCGCCGGGGCGGGAAGGGGGCGUUGCGCGAUCGCGGAAGGAACUCGCUCGCUGGGUGGCUUGUAGGUACCGGAAGUGUUGGGAGGGAGAACGGAAGUGAGGGGGCGGAGCCAGGAAGUGAGGCGGGGCGGGGGUUUAUGAGGAGGCCCGGAGAGCGUUGGGGGCAGAUUUGCACUCAGGGCCACCUGAGGGGCUGGGCGUCAGCGCUCCCCUGUGUUCUCUCCCGUGGCGGAGACACGCUUGUCGUCUGGGCGAAGGGACCUGUGUGGAGGGUGGGUUGUCGGGAGGACAGUUCUCUACCUGCGCCUGAGGCGAGGUGUGGAGAGGCAGGGCUGGGGGUGGGGCCGGGUCGUCAGGGCGUCUGAGAGGGAAGACCCCCCGGCCCCCUACCUUUUACCCUGGCUGAGUGGACACUAAGAUGGCUGCCGUUGCCAUGGCACCCAACCCCGUGCAGACCCUGCAGGAGGAGGCGGUGUGCGCCAUCUGCCUGGAUUACUUCACGGACCCCGUGUCCAUCGGCUGCGGGCACAACUUCUGCCGCGUGUGUGUGACCCAGCUGUGGGGAGGGGAGGAUGAGGAGGACCGGGACGAGUUAGACCGGGAGGAGGAGGAGGAGAACGGAGGGGACGAGGAGGAAGUGGAGGCUGUGGGGGCCGGCGGGGGCUGGGACACCCCCAUGAGGGAUGAUGACUACGAGGGCGACUUGGAGGAAGAGGUCGAGGAGGAGGAGGAAGGAGUGUUCUGGACCGGGGGCCUGGGCGGGUCCGACUGGGACAACAUGGACUACGUGUGGGAGGAGGAGGAGGAGGAGGUCCUGGACUACUACUUGGACAUGGAGGAGGACCUGGGGGUGGAGGACGAGGAGGACGAGGAGGAGGUGCUGGAGGAGGAAGAGGAGCUGGACCCCGUCACGUCGCUGCCCCCGGCGCCCCCGCGGCGCUGCUUCACCUGCCCCCAGUGCCGGAAGAGCUUCCCGCGGAGGAGCUUCCGCCCCAACCUGCAGCUGGCCAACAUGGUCCAGGUGAUCCGCCAGAUGCACCCCGCGCCGGGCCGCGGCGGCCGCGGGGGCGAGCAGGGCGUCUGCCCCAAACACCAGGAGGCCCUGAAGCUCUUCUGCGAGGUGGACGAGGAGGCCAUCUGCGUGGUGUGCCGGGAGUCCAGGAGCCACAAGCAGCACAGCGUGGUGCCGCUGGAGGAGGUGGUGCAGGAGUACAAGGACUAAAAGUUAAUAUUUACUGAACAUACACUGUGCACUCCAGGCCCUAUACUAAGCACUUUUCAUGGACUGGCUCAUUGAAAACUCAAAACAACCCUGUGAGUUUGAUAUGGUUUCUAUUCCCAUUUUACAGAUCGGGAAACAGUCAGAGAGAUUUAAGUAAUAUACACAGGGCCACACAGCUGCUAGUAAGUGAUGGCCUUGGUUAUGACCUACUCCCCUGCCCCUACCCCCUUCCCCCCACCCCCGCACCCCGGCCUACCCUGUUAACGAGGUCACUACUAUUUGGAUAUCGGUUUGUUUGACUUUUCUGACAUACAGCUUCAUCUUGGAGUUUGAUUGUAUUUUGCUUAAUAUCUUGCCCCCUACUUUUGGUCCUGACUCUUUUUGGACAUCGGUAAAGGCGAUUUGGCCGUGGGACAGCCGGCACAGAUAGCACUGCUUAGAGGAGGCCUGGGUGUGACCGGGAAGAGGAGCAGGUAGCUUCUAUGUGAUUGGCACAGAGCUUUCUCGUUUUAUGACUUGUGUUUUCAUAUCUCCUGAUUCCUAGGGUAACCUCGUUUAGGUAUUAUCAUUGCCCCGAUUUUAGAAUAAUGAGCCUAGAGCUUCUCAGCUACGUGGUCCAGCUACGACAAACCAAUAUCCCUGCGUGACAGGUUAACCGUUCCUUCCCCACAGUGAUGGUCAAGCCUGGCUGAUGGGCCACGUUACUAGUGGAGGUUUUCAGAAUAGAAUGGACUUUACCACUAGAGAUUCUGAAUCUGUGAUGGGAGAGUAUCUUCAGGAAGCCCAGCCUGUGGUGGGACUCACUGCGUUAGUAAUGGCACCUGCCUUGUAGGCCGUGCAGUCUUCGGGGAAGUUGCCAGCUCCUUUUGUUCUUCCUUUUUAUAUCCCCUCAGUUCCUAGUUAAUUCUCCCAUCAAACAAUGUGCAGCCAGCUUUGUUCGCUGGAUCCCAGGGUGGAAUAUCCAUGAGCAUCCCACCCCUUUUUCACACUCCCCUGGCAGGACUUCUGAAGAGUUUCUGAAACUGGAUUUUAAUUUGUGUUAACCACGUCUAUUGAAUUCCACUCCAGUAGGCUCUGCCAUGUGGGGAGGUCACAUAGACCCAAAUAAUCUUACAGUAACUGACCAGCAAAUGUCAAUACAUGAGUUUUAUUAUAUAGAACUAAUUUGAGUGAUUCCCUUUCUAAGUUAUAGGCUGUUUUGCAGACAAGGAGUUUGUUUUGUUUAGAUACGUACACUGACUAGCACUAGCUUGGCGCUGUGUUGUUUUGUAGAAAUAUUUCUUUAUUGAGUAGGUUGUAAUAUACAAAUGCUGUAUAAAUAAAGCUCCAGAAAAGUUAAAGGUCCUUGAAGAUUUUUUUUACAUAGUACUCUAUUUGGAUUUCUGCUUAUGAAUUUUUUGUCAACAAUUUAGGAAAAAUAUUAAGUGGAAAAUUUAAGCAUCAUAAAUUCUGUAUUAAUAGAGUUGAAAUUAUUGACACUACUGGAGAAAAGUGGAAAGUGAUAUCAAAAGGCAAAAUUUUGUGUAGUUUCUGCUGUUUUCAUGUUAUGGGUCGAUUGUAAUCUUAUUACAUAAUUUUUGUCUGCAACCACUUACCUGUGCAACUAUGGCUUUUUGGCCUGGCUGGCAUGGCUCAGUGGUUGAGCAUCAACCUGUGAACUAGGAGGUCACAGUUCAAUUCCCGGUCAGGGCACAUGCCCAGGUUUCGAGCUCUAUCCCCAGUGGAGUGUGCAGGAGGCAGCUGAUCCAUGAUUCUCAUCAUUGAUGUUUCUAUCUCUGUUUCCCUCUCCCUCUCUGAAAUCAAUAAAAGUAUAUUAAAAAAAAAACAAAAAACCAACAAGAACGGCCUUUUGUACCCUGAGUCAGUAACGUCUGUAGUUCAAGGGUCAUUGUCAGGUUUUUAUUGGCAGCUUAAGGCCUAUGUAGGGAAUACUAGGUAACAUUUACUGACCUGUUGCUAUAUACCAGACACUGUGCUAAGCAUACUACCCAAGGGGUAGGUUCUGUUAUUCCCAAUUCCCAUUUUAAGAUGAGGAAACUGGAAUCAUGGCUUGCUUCAGGACACUUGGCUGCAUUUAGGAUCAGAUUGGAGUCUAGGCUUGAGCUUUUCUGCCCUGUGUUACCCCUCAAGGAAAAGGAGGGAUAAAUGCAGAAGACAUAAAAAAGGAAAUAAAUAGUUUGGGCUAAUCUCACCCAUUUUGGUCUCUCUAUCAGCACUUUAAAGAAAAAGACUGCUACAAAUGAUUGGAACACAGAGCUGAAGUGCAUGUUUGUUGUGAAGGUUCAGUGUUUAGGAGGAGAGGGCUUUUGUUUUUCAUUCAGCAAGUGAUUGAGUGGGAGAAAGCAGAUGGACCGGGAGAAACAGGAAUGAAAGUGGCCACCCUGUCCCUAAGAGCCCCUCUGACCUGGGGAAGGCAGGUACACUUGUAAUGAUUACAGUGCCUGGGAAGUAUUACCAUCCAGAAAAAGACGAGAGAUGGCCCAAACUAAGAGACUGCAGAAGGGUAGGUACAGGAGGGGAGGCUAGAAAUGCAGGGGCAGUUAGAGCCUCAUAUUUUGCAAGUGGUGGUGAACAACUGAUGGAUUUUUGUCACGUGAAAAUAAUCAGAAAAGUACUUAGAGAUGAAAGUUAUGAGGAAGAUUGCUUAUGAGGGGACAGGACCACAGGCAGGAACAUUCAUAUGGGCGGACUUUGUGUGGUGAGGUGCUCAACCAGGCACACUCCACCUGCGAGUGGGGCUCUCCAGUCAGGAUCCUACCUUUAGGAAACGCACCCAGGGCUGUGGACAUGAGUGCAGGUGGAGGGUUGGAGCCUUUGCCAUCAUCGGAAGAGAAGGAAGAGGAGGAUGGGAGUAUGAUGCUCAUUUGGUAACUGUGAUGGGGAUCAGGCUUUGAGGCCCAACCCACUGCAGGGAGGAUGGGGAAGAGCAGAUGCUUCUCCCCGCCCAGGCCAUUAGCCUUCCUCUUGCUGUUC